GACCGACAACUUUUGGCCACUUAAAAGCACCUGGCGCUUACCGUAAAAAUCCGUAUAUAGACGUAAUCAGGUUUAGAACGCGGAUUCGUUCCGAGGUUCUUGUAAUUAUAAUUUUGUGUAAAUGUCGUAAUCUCAACUGUCAUGUCAACUUUGGGACACUGGGGGAAUUUGAUAUACCGUACUUUAACGGUAACGUUUAAGUUUCUUAAUAAUACACCACCAGUCCCGGUGCAACCAGUGUGCAAACUUUCUAAUGACUUCCGCCUGGUCACGUGACUACAGUGUCUCCAUCAUGGCGCCGCUCUUGGUCCCGCUCCGGUGCGGGGUCCGCAUUCAGAGACUAAACUUAGCUCUCCUACUUCAGAGGUCUAGCUCUUAUCACGCCUGGAGUUACAACAAUAAGAGCGGUCCUGGGGAAUUUAAAAGGAGACAUAGGAGCACGUAUGAGGGUCUUAAUCCAUCAUCAACAUGGACAUCCAGUCGAAGAGAUACCAAUCGACAAAUGCUGGAUGCCAUCAAACUUUUAAAGAUACCAGAGAGAACAUGCUGGCACGGUCAUGCAGGGGGAGGCCUGAGUGCAGAUCCCAAAAAUGUGCUAAAGGAGGUGGACUCUACCAAGAUCCUAUCAGCCAUGCUUGCAUAUGUUUGGCCUAAGGAUCGACCAGACCUGAGAGCUCGAGUGGCCAUCUCCCUCGGCUUGCUUGCCGGAGCUAAGCUUACGAAUGUGAUGGUGCCCUUCAUGUUUAAAUAUGCAGUAGAUGGCCUGAACCAGAUGUCGGGACACAUGUUGAACCUCAACGACGCACCAAACACGGUAGCCACCAUGGCAACGGCCAUCCUCAUUGGCUAUGGUUUGUCCCGAGCUGGUUCAGCACUCUUCAACGAGCUCCGCAAUGCCGUCUUCGGCAAGGUAGCCCAGAGCUCCAUCCGGCGCAUCGCCAAGAAUGUCUUCCUGCACCUACAUAACUUGGACCUGGGGUUUCACCUGAGCCGGCAGACAGGUGCGCUGUCUAAGGCUAUCGACAGAGGCACACGUGGCAUCAGCUUCGUGCUCAGCGCCCUCGUCUUCAAUCUUGGACCCACAGCUUUUGAGAUGGCACUUGUCAGCGCCAUCCUGUAUUAUAAAUGCGGCGGUCAUUUUGCUCUCGUCACUCUGGGGACCUUAUCAGCGUACACGCUGUUCACCAUCGCAGUUACACAAUGGAGGACCCAGUUCAGGAUAGCGAUGAACAGGGCAGAUAACGAAGCGGGCAAUGCAGCCAUCGACUCUCUCCUUAAUUACGAGACAGUAAAGUACUUCAACAAUGAGAAAUAUGAAGCAGAGAGAUACGACAGUUUCCUCAAAGUCUAUGAAUCCUCCUCACUGAAGACUACCUCGACCCUGGCCAUGCUAAACUUCGGACAGAGCGCAAUUUUCAGCGUCGGUCUCACGGCUAUCAUGGUGCUGGCUAGCAAGGGCAUCAUUGCAGGGACCAUGACUGUGGGAGAUCUGGUGAUGGUUAACGGGCUCCUCUUUCAGCUUUCAAUGCCCCUCAACUUCCUGGGCACUGUGUACAGAGAGACUAGGCAGGCUCUUAUCGACAUGAACACACUCUUCACUCUGCUUAGUGUGGACACCAAGAUUAAGGAGAGAGACCUGGCCCCCCCACUGCUCGUUACCCCACAGGACGCCUCAAUCCGUUUCGAGGACGUCUACUUUGAGUAUCUGGAGGGACAAAAGGUCCUCAACGGGGUUUCCUUCGAAGUACCUGUAGGGAAAAAAGUGGCCAUUGUUGGCGGGAGUGGAUCUGGGAAAAGUACCAUCGUGCGCUUGCUGUUUCGGUUCUAUGAACCCCAGCAAGGUAACAUCUAUAUCGCAGGCCAGAACAUCCGAGAUGUCAGUCUGGAGAGUUUAAGAAAAGCUUUGGGCGUAGUGCCUCAGGAUGCAGUUCUCUUUCACAACACCAUCUUCUACAACCUGCAGUAUGGCAACAUCAACGCAUCACCUGAGGAAGUAUAUAGUGUAGCUAAGCUUGCUGGCAUCCAUGACGCCAUCCUGAAAAUGCCUCAUGGAUACGAGACGCAGGUCGGAGAGCGAGGAUUGAAACUCUCAGGUGGAGAGAAACAGCGUGUAGCCAUCGCCAGGGCGAUCCUCAAGAACCCGCCUAUCCUGCUCUAUGACGAAGCAACUUCCUCCCUCGACUCAAUUACCGAAGAGAACAUUUUGAGCUCCAUGAAAGAAAUGGUAACUGACAGAACAUCUGUCUUCAUUGCCCACCGGCUGUCCACCAUUGUGGAUGCAGAUGAGAUUAUUGUGCUGAAUCAGGGUAAGGUGGCAGAGCGAGGCGAUCACCACACGCUCCUGAGCACUCCCGGCAGCCUUUACGCAGAUCUGUGGCACACGCAGAACAACAAAGUGCUUAACCACAACGCAGACAAGGCGCAGUCCGCUCCAGCCGAGAGCGUCUCGCAGAAGGAGGAGGAGCGCAGGAAGCUGCAGGAGGAGAUCCUCAACAGUGUCAAGGGCUGCGGCAACUGUUCCUGCUGAGACACACACAUACAAGUUGUUUCUUUGUGCAGUCAGACUUAGUGAGGUGCACGUAAAAAUCUACCUAUGACAAAGUUUCUCUGAUCACAUACUUGAGUUUAGUCUGAUCUCAGCAGUGUUAAUAACUGCCCACUGUAGGUUCAGAUGGUCUCCUGGGUUUGGUGGGGUAUUCUGUCAUCUUUCCUAUGUGCACUAUCAAUGUCUUUCAUUUAUAGAACAUUAUAUAAGUGCUCGUGGAAAAACCUUUUUAUCACAGAUGUGUACAUAUCAGUAUAAAGUGAUGGGUUUGGGCAAGGGAGAAGAUUUGCGUCACGCAGAUGCACAAGUAUCUUUAUGCUUGUUUUGUAAGUGAAAUACUGAUUGGGAAGUGAUAGGAAAAUUUUUAAUAUAAACAUUGAGUUUCUUGUUAUUUCCGACACUUGAACCCCCCAUUUAUUUAGACCAGAAAUAUAAUGGAAGUUCACAAACAUAAUCUCAAAGGAAAUUUCAUAAAAUUUGAUAGGUUAUUUAAGAAGACAUAAUGAUUUUCACAUUCCUCGCUGCACUUCGAGAGCAGAAAUGUCCCCAGCCUUGAUUUGCUCAUUGUGACCAGAAUUCAGCAUAAUGAGUAGUUAUUUAGUCGUCCUGGGUUUAUAUGUAGAUUGAUUGAAAAUAUUGUCAAAAAAAGCAAUAAAUAUGUAAUUUAACUCCAAAUCAGCUUUCUGGAGUGGACAGCUUUAUAGUCAUGCUUCAUGGAAUGACAUUCUGGUGGUCGAAAGUACACAUUUAUUAUUAUUAUGAAAAAACUUGUGUUUGCGCUAAUUGUUUUGCUAUGAUAAAUGUGUCACUCGAGCUUAUGAUUGAUGUCUGAAUAGCAUCGAAGGUCUAAUUUCUAAGCUGUUGGUUCGUGUGUAGGUGUGGAGCAAGAUAAUAUUAGACCAGCUGUUCAUGACUAAAUCUAAUUUAGCACAUGUUCAGGAUUCCAUAUGUUCAUGGAGCAACGAUACUGCAAUUAACGUCAUUGGAUUUCAUAAAGGAGAAAAUAUGAUAGGACCUGAAACUGUAUUUGUAAAUGAAACCCCUCCACAAAUGUUUUGGGAUGAAACAAAAGAGCUGCUAAUGCUUAUCUUGCCUUUUAAUUAGACCUUAAUGUUAUUUUACAUAAUGUAUGUUGGCAAGUAAAGGAGACACAAAAAAAUCUGAA
Clarias gariepinus (North African catfish) is the source of this 3710-nucleotide messenger RNA. It is a transcript of the gene abcb7, whose product is annotated as ATP-binding cassette, sub-family B (MDR/TAP), member 7. The record is from RefSeq and is a predicted model, not a curated record. Gene Ontology annotation, molecular function: ATP hydrolysis activity; ATP binding; ABC-type transporter activity. NCBI's taxonomy places the organism in Eukaryota, Metazoa, Chordata, Actinopteri, Siluriformes, Clariidae. The coding region runs from base 254 to 2527 and encodes 757 amino acids. Gene Ontology annotation, cellular component: mitochondrial inner membrane. The transcript is spliced from 16 exons. Gene Ontology annotation, biological process: transmembrane transport; intracellular iron ion homeostasis.